GUAGGGUAGUGUUUUGUUUUGUUUUGUUUUUGUAAGCCAAUAUUCUUGCUUGCUUGCUUGCUUGCUUGUCCUCAAAAACUAUAAUGGCAUCUCCACUUUGGUAUAUUUCUUUCUUUCUUUUCCCUUUUUCAUGAUUAUUCUUCUUCUACUUUCUUUAAUGCCUAAUGGGGUUUUCUUCUCUUUCUCUCAUUUCUUUUUUGCUUUAGUAAGUAGCUCAACUUCCUUGUUCUUCCUCUCACAAUUCCCAUGAAGGCCUCUCCAGGUACAUCUAACCUUUGCCCUUCUCUAAAGUCUUUAUCUAGUAAAGUAGGAGGCAUUUUUUGCCAUUGUGGCUCUCCAAAUAAAUAUAAGAGAUUGGAUACAAAGCUUGAAAGGAAGCUAGUUGAAGUGAAGAAAGGGUCACAAGGACAUGGUAAUUUUAAGUCAAUCAACAGCAUAAUUUUGAAGUUUCCCAGGUUUAAAGAGGAAUUGAAAAAAAUCAGAAGUGUUUUUGAACAAUAUGAUGAAGAUUCUAAUGGAGCUAUUGACCGCGAAGAACUUAAAAAAUGCUUACACGAAUUGCAACUCCGUUUGACUGAAGAGGAGAUUGAGGAUCUUUUUCAUUCUUGUGAUAUUGAUGGGAGUGAAGGGAUACAAUUCAAUGAAUUCAUUGUUCUUCUUUGCCUGAUUUAUCUCUUGAAGGACCAACCUUCACCCUCUCAAACUACAUCAUCAAAGAUGGGUUCACCAGAGCUCGAAGCAACAUUCGAUACUAUAAUUGAAGUGUUCUUAUUUCUUGAUAGAAAUGGUGAUGGAAAAUUGAAUAAGAAAGACAUGGUCAAGGCUUUAAAUGAUUCUUCUACUUCAGAGAGAUCCCCUGCACACAUCACCAGGAGUAGAUUCAGAGAAAUGGAUUGGGACAGGAAUGGGAAUGUUAGUUUCAGGGAGUUUCUUUUCGCUUUCAUUCAUUGGGUCGGACUUGACACCGAUGAAGAAGUUCCUCUAACAGGAAGUUUCCAUGAUAUUAAGUGAAAAUGUGGAACAAUACUUGCUUCUAUUAAUAUUCAAACAUCUAAAAUAUGUUGUUAAUGAGGAGAGUUAGCCAGUAAUUCAUGUCUAGCUCAUCAAUGGUGUUUCAUUUCGAUUUAGCUAUAAACCUCUUUGUGAUAAACAGUGAUGUAAUAUUCUUCUGCAAAUCUGUAAUCUUGAUUGGAAAUAAUAUGAGCAAAAAUUCUCAGAAAA
This is a messenger RNA of Cannabis sativa, 1221 nucleotides long. Its product is annotated as probable calcium-binding protein CML22. The record is from RefSeq and is a predicted model, not a curated record. Bases 247 to 1011 code for a protein of 254 amino acids. The transcript has 5 exons. Lineage: Eukaryota; Viridiplantae; Streptophyta; Magnoliopsida; Rosales; Cannabaceae. Gene Ontology annotation, molecular function: calcium ion binding.